Molecule: messenger RNA, 1223 nt
Organism: Metopolophium dirhodum (rose-grain aphid)
Lineage: Eukaryota; Metazoa; Arthropoda; Insecta; Hemiptera; Aphididae
Product: mitochondrial import receptor subunit TOM40 homolog 2-like
Exons: 5
Coding region: 102-1076 (324 amino acids)
Biological process (GO): protein import into mitochondrial matrix
Cellular component (GO): mitochondrial outer membrane; mitochondrial outer membrane translocase complex
Molecular function (GO): transmembrane protein transporter activity
Source: RefSeq, a predicted model, not a curated record
ACAACUGUCGCCUGUCGGUGAAUUUCCUUACUUAUUAAAACAGCGUGGAAACAAGUAGGUCUCAAUUUUAAAUUGAAUUCCUCUCGAACGACGACAACGUUAUGGGUAACGUACAAGCUUCGUCCAAUUUACCACCGAUGCCGCCUAAUAUGACACCAAUUCCGCCACCCACAACACCGCAAAAGCUGCCUCCCGAAAAUCGCAUCGAAAACCCCGGAUCGGUUGAAGAACUGCACAAGAAAUGCAAAGAACUGUUUCCUAUGACCUUUGAGGGCAUCCGACUUGUCAUUAACAAAGGACUGAGCAAUCAUUUUUUCGUUAGCCACAGUCUACUCAUAGGAGCAACCAGUCAAACAUCAAACUACAAAUUUGGAUCUACAUUUGUGGGUACCAAUCAGGUGGGGCCCGGAGAUUUCAGUCCUCUUUUGAUAGGUGACAUUGAUCCCCGUGGAAAUAUUUCUACAAAUGUUAAUGUACAACCCUGGGAUAAUGUCAAAAUCAAACUGAACACUCAGUUUCAAGAGUUCAAAACAAAUGGAGUUCAAACAACCGCUGAAUAUAGAGCAGACAGAUAUACAGCUACCCUGUGCUUAGUCAAUCCCGAUUUAUUCAAUUAUACGGGAAUUUAUAUAUCUCAGUAUUUAUAUGCUUUGAAUAACAAAACAUCAGUAGGUGCUGAAGUCAUUCACCAACGUAGUCCACAAAUUCCAAAUGGGCAUAUAACAGUAUUUAAUGUCUUGGGAAGAUAUAUAUAUGAUGAUGCUACCACAAUCAGUACUACAUUGAGUUUAACGGGGUUGCAAUGCUGCUAUCAUUUCAAAGCUAGUGAGCAACUUCAGUUUGGUGUAGAUCUUGAAGGUAGUCUUUUACAACGAGAUAUCAAUGCAACUUUUGCAUAUCAAGCACAAAUUCCUAAAUCAGAUAUCAACAUUAAAGGUAGCAUAGAUAGAAAGUGGAAUGUAAGCACGACACUGGAAAAACGUUUACACCCAAUGCCAUUUACAUUUGCAUUGAGUACUAUGUUUUCUCCUGCCAAACAUCAAUUAAGAAUGGGAGUUGGAUUUUUAGUCGGUUAAUUUAUACAACAUUAAAUUUUGAUGUAGUCGUAAACAUUUUGGACCUUUUUUCAUUCCCACUUGUUAUAUGAUAUAAUAUAUUGUAUUAUUAUUGAUUAAAUUCAAUAAUAAUUUAUACCUCUAAAAUAUAGAAUUAUUUUAAAAUUA